UUCUAUCCAAAUUAAUCACCAAUUAAGCGUAACAACAUUCAUAAAUACUAAUAGAUAUGGCAAUUUCAAAGCUUAUUUUGCUUUGCUUUCUAGUCUUUGUUUCUUUGGAGGCUAAUGCACAAAACCUCAAAGCCAAUUUCUACUCGAAGACGUGUCCUAAUUUAGGAGCCAUUGUUAACCGGACAACUGCAAAGUUGAUUGCUCGUGCACCAUCGCUUGCGCCGGCGCUCUUGAGAAUGCACUUUCACGACUGUUUCGUCAGGGGUUGUGAUGGAUCCAUACUAAUAAACUCAACGGCGAAUAACACAGCAGAAAAAGAUGCAUUCCCGAACCAGAGUCUUCGAGGGUUCCAAAUAAUCGAUGCCGUAAAAAUUGAAGUAGAAAAACAGUGCCCUGGAGUAGUAUCGUGUGCCGAUAUUCUGGCUCUAGUUGCUAGAGAUGCAGUUUUACAAAUUAAGGGACCAUUUUGGUCAGUUCCCUUGGGACGAAGAGAUGGAACUGUGUCACUUUUGAAUGAUGCUUUUGCUAAUUUGCCACCUCCAAAUUUCAAUAUUAGUCAAUUGAUUUCAUCAUUUGCUGCAAAGGGUUUGAGUGUGAAGGAUCUUGUUGUUUUGUCAGGAGGGCACACAAUCGGCAUCUCGCACUGCCCCAGCAUCGCCAGCCGCAUCUACAACUUCACGGGCAGGAACGAUGCGGACCCCAGCAUGGACCCUAACUACGUGGCCGCUCUGAAGAGGAGAUGCCCCGUUGGAGACACGACAUCGAUCAUCCAGAUAGACCCCGGGAGCUCUCAGGAAUUCGACGUCGAUUAUUUCACGAUUGUCCGGCAACGAAGAGGGCUUUUCGAGACUGAUGCAGCUCUCCUCAACAACAAUGUGACAAAUGCAUAUGUGCAACAACAUUCCACCACUGCAGGGAGUUCAAGUUUCUUCAAGGAUUUUGCUACUUCAAUGGUGAAGAUGGGGAAGAUUGGUGUUCUAACGGGCAAUGCUGGGCAAAUUAGGAGGAUUUGCUCUGCUAUUAAUUGACCAUUGAGUUUAAUUGAUGUUUUCGUUUUAGUUAAUUAAGUUGUUGUUGUUUUUUUAAUUGCAUCUUUACUUAGUGAUUGUGGGUCAUUUGUUUUCAGAGUUCUUGAUUUAAUUGAUUUGGUGGUGUGAUUGAUUCUUUUGCAAGAUUUGUAUGCAAAUAAACCUUGUGAUUAAUGAAGUUGGUGUUCAAGUUCAA
Salvia miltiorrhiza (redroot sage) is the source of this 1224-nucleotide messenger RNA. Its product is annotated as peroxidase 27-like. The transcript has 4 exons. Lineage: Eukaryota; Viridiplantae; Streptophyta; Magnoliopsida; Lamiales; Lamiaceae. The record is from RefSeq and is a predicted model, not a curated record. Gene Ontology annotation, cellular component: plant-type cell wall; plasmodesma. Gene Ontology annotation, biological process: response to oxidative stress; hydrogen peroxide catabolic process. Gene Ontology annotation, molecular function: heme binding; peroxidase activity. Bases 57 to 1028 code for a protein of 323 amino acids.